CAUACACGGCGAAAGACGCUCUCGAUUUUAUAAUUCUUUGUUGGGAAAUAAGGUAAAUACCUCUUUGACAGAAUUUUGAAAUACUCACAACAACUUUUUGAUUCUGUUGAGGCAAAGCGGAAGUUUGUAAUUUAAAACAGUGACCAGUUUGCAUUAAGUCUGGAUAGGAUAUUUUUGCGGAGUCAUAACUUUAUGACUUCAAAAUAUAUAUACAGCAUUUUUACAUUCGCCUACCCGAGCUACCCUCGGCGAGACUACUCGUUCAACAUUUCCUUACAAAACUUGUUUAUAUGAGAAAAAAGAGUUGGCUCGGCCGGAUUUCGAUUUUAGGGUCCUCCUCCUAACAGGGACAAAUUUUCUACAUAUAAACAAUCGUAGCAUUCGCGAGCGCUACUGCCAGCUCUUGGCUAGAGAAUUAAGAGGACAACUGAACUUUUCUAAACGGGGACCGGCCUUACAACACAAAAACAAACAAAGAGGCGCAUGCGAAUGUCAACUGUUAUUAGAAUUCUGACUAUAUUUUUGGUUUCCUAAACGUUUGGUAAACUUUCUGAGUUUUACAUUUUUUAACAUUCAAAUGACUUCGCAAUAAGAUUUACCUCUGGAGUUGACAGCAACGAGAUCGAGUUACUCAAGUUUUAUUCUCGAGCCUUGGUCCAAUUGACACUAAAUCAGCGGAUUUUCCACAGACACAAACGAAAACACAUAUUUCUGCAAGGCUUUAAGCGCUGUUUGACGGCCCGGAUUACUCUAAGACCUUACAGUAUUCCGAACCAACCAUCCAAUUUGUUCCCUGACCUUCUAGUAAGAGUGAGGAAAGUCUAGGCAUACUAGUCAGGAGACGACCAGUUAUAGUAGGGCUAUGUAACACAGGAACAUGUGACCCACGAAGGGUUCCGGUUCAUUUACUAUCUUACCUUUCAUCGAGGGCACAAUGUUUAAAUACUUACUAGGAGUAAUCGGAGCUUAGGAGAGUGCGUUCGAUGCUUGCUAGGCGUACAGGUAGCAGUUGAGGGGAAAGGGUGGAUGGUCCUUGUGAUAGAUAACUAUGAUUAUGGCAUAUUUUCAACGUAAGGGUUGCGUACAGCGAAACCUCGAUUUAAACUGUGUAUCAUAAUGGAAACGUUUUGAAAAGGUGAUCAGCGUGAUAUCCUAUGGUUCGUCUCAAAUGCUUGUUAUUUGAGGAGACACUGGCUAGAGUGCCUCGGGCGUGUAAAAAGAACUUUUUGUUUUACUUGCGUAAUAGAUCUUCUACAGAGCGCAGUUGUUAUAAGGGCGAUCAGCGCUUAACCCGGGUUUCUUUUUUUUCUUUUGUUAAAAAACAUUUCUUUGGAUAAUUUUCUCAGUUAUUUUUAAGAGCGUCCGAUCAUCAACUUGUUGGCAAAAUGAAGCUUUCACAUCUGAGUUCAAAUUUCGCAUUUACCCUCCUCGCCUGGUGCCUGGGUUAUCUUAACCCAGCUUUGAACCCGGCCCAGGUACUGUUAGAAGCAAACAGGAAAUUUUCAUGUCCUACCGGUCAAGCGAAUACUGGCUCCUGAUUAGGCACAAAAAUGCUUUGUAUUAUUGUGCCCAAUCGGCGAACAGCAUCUCCUGAGUUCUUUUUGUGAGUUCGUACAUGAUGGCUAUUAACUUGUCUGGCUCAUGCACCAAAGAAAUGCACGCAGUCAGGAAACUUUCAGUUUGAUAUAAACUCUCCACUUCAAAACCCUGUCUACCCGAAAACUAAAGGCGCUUUUCCGAAAAUACAAACUUGAGCUUACGUUUGUUUUAGAUAACACGAUCUUUAUUUCAAGAAAAUAACUACCUUGGGAGGGCUUGGCCUUGUGCGACACGAUUUUUCUGCAAGUAGCCAAAAAUUAGUUUACUAUCUGAAGUUUUAAUAACGUUUUCAUGUUUACCCAGACAAAUAAUACCAACAGAAAGCUAGAAGUAGCCUUUGCCACACGAAGCAACGGUGUCUUUAGAAGGAAGCUCACUUAGAUGAAGAAAAGCUUAAGAUUUUUUCUAUUAAAAAUAGUCACUUUGGUAGUGUAUCCAAUGUUUCAUUUUUAAUGUUUGACUUUUGACUUUUGCUUUGAUGAGUUUUUCUUUACUGGGUACAGAGGCGUCGGCGUUUUUUUUAGAUGCCACGGUAUUUAUUUGAAGAAAAGAACUGACUUGGGAGGGCUUGGGCUCGUGCGACACGAUUGAUCUGCAAGUAGCCAAAAAUUAAUUCACCAUCUGAACAUUUAAUAACUUUUCCAUAUUUACCCAGACAGAUAAUACCAACUGGAAGCCAGAAAUAGCCUUUGCCACACGAAGCAAAAGCGUCCUCAGAAGAAAUUGAGCUGGUUAGUGUUACUAAUAUAACGAAAGAAUAUUUUAACAGUUUAAAAGACUGCUUUCAGACAUCAUCUUGUGUGGAGAACAUAUAGUUCUCACCCUUUAUCUAUUUCUACUUAUUUGUUCCUAAGACACGCAAAAGAAAAUUCUUUUUUGUCAUAGCAAGUGCCUUGGUUGGCCUCAAACAUGAACUUGCCACGACAAUUGACGGUCCAAUCUAAGAAGUAAAAAAGAAAAAGAUAGCAUACUUUAACUUACAAAAGUAUUUGAUAAGGAUAUGACAGCAUCUUCUAGGAUAAGGAGUUGCGCAAGACCUCUCGGCAUAUAAAAAAUAUCAAAGUACUGAAACUGCUUUAAACAAUGACAUCCUCCAUGCGCAGGAUAGGAUAGCAUUCAUCCCCUUUCUAUUAGACUUUUCAGCAGCAUUUGACACUUUCGUAUGGUAAGAAAGGCCAUCCACGUAUGACUUCACCCUAACUUGUACAUAAACAGGAAAGGUAAGAUUCCAGAAUUCCAACAACCAGGAAUAGACAACAAAACUGUGAAUUUAUGCCACAAUGGACCACUUAGAGCUACAAUUUUAGCUAUGAAGUCCAUCAGCCAUUAGCGAAGAUCGAGAUGCACCAGAUAUUGACAGCCACGUUGAUGCUAAUUAUAAUUAUGGUUAUUGCUAUCGACUCAUAAUAAUAAGUUAUAUAAAUUCAGUUAUGGAACGUGACUACGCGAUUGCAUCACCCAAUGAAAAGUAAAAGUCUUUAUGGUGCUAGUUAAGUUGUGUGCCUUUUUAUAACAGAAUGAAAUAAUUCCUUUAAAAAUUUUGUCUGUGAUCCGAUUUAGCCUAAGACUGACUCUGCACUUGGUUAAAAUCCUUGCCCCCGUGCCUAUCAGCUCUUUAUUUGCUUUUCAUAAUCGAAUGUUCAAAAAGGCAUUAUCCUGGUACUACAGAGAAUAAACAAGGGAUAUUUAUUGAAAUCACUGUUAUGACAUUUAUUAAUUAUUUCAUUCCUUUUGUUGUCACGCUUUAUUUUUAAUACGCGGCAAAAUAAUAAUAGCUGCCAACUGGAUAAAUAUGAACUAGGUGGAUAGAAUCGGAAUGGUAAUGGCUUUACCACAAAAUUUUUUUCAUCCCCCAUUGUGUUUGAUAAUCAGAAUAAACGAACAUAUCUAAAUAUGUGUAGCUCGAUAAUAUUCAAAGAAAGUCUGAUGGGUGAUCGUGAAACAAAAACUGAAGUAAGAAAGGCUGGAAUGAAAUGGGAAGCAAUCGCAAAUGUACUGAAGUGGAAUAUGAUCCGAAAGAGGUGAGCGUAGUCCUGCCGGAAUAGGACUAGUGUUGUUGACAGCGACGGACGUUUCGACAAUCUGUUGGGUAAAUAUCUUAGAGUGAAAAGUGAAUUGUAUCAAUUGUUGAUGGUAUUAAAAUCUGGUUAUUUAGUACCAUCAACUGGAGUGAUACAAUUCACUGUGACUCUAAAGAUCUCUCCGCACAGCUUGUCGAAACGUCAGUCACUGUCUAUAACAGUCGUUUCCAGGACUACUCCUACGAUUAUACUCCACCUAGUGAUGAAAUGACUCCUGAGUUCAUACCUUUCGUAAUCACCUAAAAAACUUAAAAGGUGUAGCAUAAAGAUGAAGCAAUCAAAACAGCGACUUAAGAUUGCUGUCAGUUUUGCUCAAAGUCCACAGCACUUUUCACAUCCUUUCUGAGCACUUAAAGUAGUGAUUAUCCCUGAGUAUUCAUUUCUUCAUCGAGCUUAACAACUUCUACCUUACACAAUGGUCAAUAACAUUUAGUGAACCGUCUAAUUGUGCAAGUUUGCGAAAAUGGUGCGCCACCAAUGUUAUGACACUACCUAACGUUUAUUGUUCCGAAUUUAAUUAUCAAAUAUGACAGUUUACCUUCUUUUUCCUUCGCAAAGAUUCAACCCGUGCAUGUACGCAGAAGACACUUUUAUUGGUCACAAAACAACUGACUUUAUUAUGCGCAAAUAGGAACCUACUUCUAUGGAGAAACACUUAAUGCAUUGUAUGAGGAAAAUGUUAUUCCACUCAUUCACGACUUGUAGUUAUCGUACAAAAAGACCAUCUAUUUGAAAAGCAACUCCUCCUCUCCUCCCCCUUCCCACCCCUUUUGAAUCCACCCGCUUAAACCCAUUUGAACGCUUAGAAACGUUGCUCAUUUGGAUUCAAUAAAAGCUUAUGGCUGAUAAUGUAUCGACUGUAUCUUUAGUGAUACGUUACUGUUCAUUUCCCAAGGUUUUAGAAGCAUCUGUUUGUUUGAGAUGCAAAAGGUAUUAAGUUGAUAAAAGGACAAAUUUCUUGGUAGGGAUUGAGCAUAUUCCAUAUUUCUUCCCACCCCUACCACCAUCCCUAUACUACAUGCCACAUGCCACGGUAUUUAUUUAAAGCAAUUAACUGCCUUGGGAGGGCUUGAGCACAUACGGUAUGAUUUAUUUACAAGUGGCCAAAAAUUAGUUUACCAUCCAAAUUUUUAAUAACUUUUAUAUGUUUACUCUGACAAAUUAUUAAAAAUGGAAAGCCAGAAAAAGCCUUUGCCAGACAAAGCAACGCCUUCAGAGGAAACUGCGCAGGUAAGUAUUACUGAUAUAACGAAACAAUGUUUCACGUAAUUUUUUGAUUUCUUUAGUUAUGAUUUCUUUCAGUCAAUUCACGACAAAUAGCAGCACGACGAAAAUUACUAUUGACUCAAAAUUCGAAAAUAAUCGUUUAAAACACUGCUUUCUGACGUCUUCUUCUAUCACGAGAACAUAUUUUUCAUGUCUUGGCCCUUUUUCUUCCUUUUUUUCGCUGUGGUACACAAAAGAACAUUCAAAACGUUUACCAAAACAUAGUACCUCAGUUCUUCGCACGCUUGCUACAACGACACUUCGUUCGCCUAUGAGUGUCAUUUGGAAACUUGACAACUUUAAAACCUUGAUUCGGCUUCUGAUUCGUUUUUUUUCUCUUCUACUACCAACCUACUGGAAGAUGUUGCAUUAAAUUGCCCGUGCUCUUCACUGCCCUUUAUUCAGCACCAAAUACUGCGCGAUCCUUCUCAAAGUAUGUUCAGGCCAUCAAGACGAUCACACGAAACACUUCAGGUGACCGGGACGAUCACAAUCGACUGGUUAGAACUGUAGUGAAAAUAUUGAUGGGUUAAAUAUAACCUAACAAAUCCCCUUAAUCGACGUGGAUCAAUCAAGAUGAUUAUGAGAAAACUAAACUUAGAAAGAUAUAGGUUCAAAAAUUUGAAAUAUAAAAGAACAUUAUUUUUAUAACAUCCAUAGAUUUAUACAGUAAUCCUUAAGACAACGAUAGUCAGGAAAUUUGUCUUGGAUUUCUCCUUUUCAAACCAAAACUUUCUACAAGAGGAAACUAUGGAACUACAAAAAAUAUGCAUGCAGAGCAGACCGCGUUUAUUUGUAUGUUUUUUAACUAUUCAGGACGGUUUAUAUAUCACCCGUUUCCAAAAAGGUUUUUGCUGAGAAGAAAGAUAGAUAGAUGCUUUUGUUUAAAAUUAACAAGUGAACCCAACUCAAUUUCAACGUGUACAAGCUUGUACAGGGUUCCUACCGAUUUUUGAAUCCAAAUUGAAUUCAGGAAUUUUUUCAGACAUUUUUUCAAAAUAAUAGUUUCUUUUUCCAGACUCAACGAUUAUCAAAUGAGUGAUCAAUAGAGACCUUAGAAAACGCAGGAACAAAACUUUUUUCAUGAUGUGCUGCAAACGUACUGGCUAUAUUGAAUAAAAUUUGACCAAAAUAAAAAAAUUUCAUUUUUAAAGCGCUUGUUAUAGCUUUGAAAAAAAAGUCAAGACUUUUCAUCAUUUUUCCAGACUUUACCUCCAUUUUCUAGACUUUUUCCAGGUCUGGAAAAUUUCAGGGCAAAUUUCAAGACUUUUUCAAGAAUUUAAAACUCUGUACAAACCCUGCGUGUAGCACGCUUGUUAUCAACCUGUCUACCUAGUUUGGAUCCAGCACACAAGACUAGAUUUCACUGGAAGCGCGAAUAAAAUUCACCGGACCGCCUCAUUUCUAUUUGUGCUGUGCUUCUAAAAUUCAUCAAACAGGUAUUGAAGAGCGCUUGUAUUGGGUCAUACCUAACUAACGAGGUAUUUUACGACUAGACUUCCAAUGACUUUAGUGGGCUCUAGUUGUUGAAGAUUGGGACCUACAUGUAGUGGAGUAUAUUGGACAUUUUGGGGGGAAAGGAGAAAAGAGAUAAAUUUCGGAUGUAAGGAAGGUUAAUGAAAUAUGCAUCACAAUUUUCUGAACUUCCUUAUGUAAAUAAAAUAUAAAUAUAUAUUGGGUUUAAAAACGAAACACUAGACAAGCUAUACUGGAGGGUAAAUUAAAAACACUGCAGUAGGAUUUCUACAGUGUUUUCAGGAAUUCGCAGUCCAGAUUUUGAACAAGGGUGAAUAUAUGACAUUUAGUAAGUAAAGUUUCUUUUUCUUUUCUACGCAGGGAAAAUGAUUCCUUUCACGGUGGCACCUUUACUGUUGGUCUGCUUUACAAUAGCGGAAGGUGGAAGUCCAAGUAAGCCCCUUUUUUACCAUGUACUCGAAGGCCAACUCUUUGGCAUUGGAAUCUGGCCCGCGCCAUAAUAAAGAUGUGAAGCUUCAAAAUAGAAAAAUAAAAUAUUGGAAAAUUUGACCAAACAAUGCCAAGUUUUCUUGUUGACCUUGGAAUAUAUCAUGAGCUAUCACGGUCCAUCCUCGGAGACCCAGGGGUGGUCAGUCGCAAAGAGACAAAAAGCAGGGGCAGUAUGUCAAGACCCGACGGAUCGCCCUUGGGUCUCCGAGGAUGAUUCUGGUCUAGAACUGACUUUGAAUCAAAACGCAACUCAUCAGGAAGGAAGGAACGCAGUUUGAUCUAAAGGAAAGGCAGUACUAACAUUGCAAUGUAGUGAUAAGUAAUGUACUAUAUUUUUAGCUUGGUGUCUUUUGGAUUUGUAAAGUUGCGCAAUUCUGUUUACAGUCAACUCUCUCAUACUGACCAUUUCUCGUAAGCGACCACCCUAAAAAUAACCGUUUUGUUUCUCACAAAUAAUGUUUCAAAAACUCUUGUAAGCGACCACUUCUCCUAAUUCUUACUCGACCGCGACUACUUUUAAGGCCAAAAAUUGGACAUAUUCUUUUGUUUUCUGUUUCUAAUUCUGGUAAGCAACCACUCUCCUUCUAGAGUUACUCGAAUGUCACAAAUGCUCAGUUUUUAACAUCGCUGACCCAGAGCAAAAAAUACACUUUAAUAAUAGUACAGAGUGUACUUUCAAGUAAAGAUAAGUUCGCCGAUAAUCGGGGUGUGCAGACGAAAGUGCCUGAUAUUCUUUUUGACUUAAGGCUCAAAACACAAAAGCAAUCGAGCAUUCUAGAUUUCGUCGAGAAGCUUUCGAAUGCGACCGAGUGACUGUGAAAUGUAAAUACUGUUAAGUCUGAACUGGAGUACAAGUAAGUAUGUGCACCCCAUUUAGGCGAUUUAUGAUUAACAAGAGACAAAUUUUAAACUGCAUUGUACUUGUUAUCUGUAUCUAAUUACGUUAAUCAAUUAAGUUUAAAAGUACUUUGUUACGUCCUCCCAUAAGCGACCACUUUUCCGUGCACCAAGGGUGGUCGCUUACGAGAGAGCUUACUGUACAUGUUUAACAGAAAGUUAAGAUUUGCAUGUUUUUGCAGAAUGUCAAACACCCCUCGGUAUGCAAAACGGUGCGAUACAAGAUGCCCAAAUAAAAGCCUCUUCAGAGUGGGAUGGUAAUCAUGCUGCCAUCCAGGGAAGACUCCACUUUAAAGCAAUUCCAGGCAAAGCAGGAUCAUGGUCAGCUCGCUCAAAUGACAUGAACCAAUGGCUGCAAAUUGACUUGGCUAAUCAGCAUACAAAAGUAACACGCAUAGCCACGCAAGGCAGGAAUGCAUACAAUCAGUGGGUUACAAAAUACAAGUUACUAUUCAGUGACAAUGGUGUCAACUUUCAUUACUACAAAGAACAAGGAAAUGUGGCAAUCAAGGUGAGACAAACUUUUACGACGAACAGGGCGCUGACUAUUUUAUGCAAAACUGAUAUUCAACGAAAUUUUCAUUUUAUAUGUCAGCUGGAGAGCAUGCGCUCUGAGGUUAUGCAAAUUACUUUCAACUGUCAAAAUUCUAUUGUUUUUAACGCGUGACUUUCUCCAUGUUCUCUGUCACGUCCAAGGCUCCGAAUUUAGAGAGGUUAACAAGCGAAAAUGGGUUUAGAUAAGGGAUAUUUCGAUAGAAUUUACGCAACGUUUCUUCUCUGGUUAUGCUAGAUCAAGAAUAAAAUUGUGACGACAAUUUUACUUGUAGUUUUGAAGUAAAAACGCAUGCCAUUCAUAAAAUAGAGCGCAAACAAAAAUUCAACGACAACAUAUUGUCUUAUUCAACAAAAUAAAUCGAAGUUGUAUUUUACAAACGAGCUACAAAAGACGCUAGACCAAAGAUAAAGACCAAGACUGUUUUAAAUCAUUAACAAUUAGACGUCUCUGUCGCUAGUGAUUUUAUAAUUUAGAUGCUGAUAGAACAAGAGACAUCAAGUCUUUGUUUUGAUCUUAGGGAAACAUACAUUAUCGCGCAAAAUUGUUCGAUCGUGCCGAAUCACUGCGACGUAGAGAAAAACAGAACCAAGCAUCAUUGGUAUACUACUCCACUAUAAGCAGUCCGUUGAUAAAAAGGGAAAGUAAACUCUGCUAUUUUCCAAAAAUAUGCUCCAACACAAACAGUUCAAAAAUAUGGCAUUUACAGGAUCUAACUCGUACUAAACUGCCUCUCAAAGUCCGUUGAGAACAAUCUGGACGAGCAAACGGUCGUGUUUAUCUUUGCCGUGAAUCCAGAUAAAUACAAGAAGGAAUCUAGCCGAAUUUUAUAAUGUUUCCUUCGCCAGGAGUUUAGUUUCGUCACGAAACUCAUGGCCUGAUGCUCUUGUAAUCGUUUACAAAAAACGGCCGCCGCCAACUCGAUAGCCGCUUCAUUAUAUGUCCACAUACUUUGAGCACAAGAAAAAUCCAAGAGCCAGCAGCCUCUAAAAUAACUCAAUAGAAAGGUUCUGUGAACUAUAGAGAAGAUUCCAUCAAAGAUUCCAUCACUCAUUGUGGAGUAGCCGUCAUUAACUCUGCCAUUACAACGGCCGCUGAUAAGAGGACACAGUAAAUCCACGUAAAAACAUUCCACAGGCAAACAAUUUCAAAAUAACGCCAAAAAAUUAUUCUGUAAUCACCAUAGAACGAUUCUUAAUACAAAACUUCGCUAACUAUCGAACGAUGGCUGAGAUUUAGACAGAUAAAAACAGCCUUCCAAAAUCUCCGACACAACUUGAAAAAGUCGGGCCGACUUUUUCAAGUUUGUUUUCAUUGGCUCGCGCAUGCGUGUGGGGUGACAUAGCCCCUUCAUACUCAACAUCUCUCCCUAAAAGGAAAGUAAAUAGUGGUGGAUAGUACUUAGACAAGAAACCUAUAGGUAUAUAUUUAACCCUGUACAACGACCCUGAGGGGGAAAGUAUUUUAAAAAAUUCUUUCAAACUCAGUUAAAUAAAACAAAAAGGUAUUUGUCUCUCAAUGAAAAAGAUCUCUCUGCUAUUUUUACAAAUAUAACGUUCGCAAAUUCUCCCAAGAGCAUGUUAUAAUUUCAUGAUUUUCUUAAAAUUAAUUGAAAUAAGUAUGUUCUUUCUACCAUUAAAGACUGAAACUCCAAAUUUUAUCCCUUUCUUGAAUUUUUAUUUAGGGAAAGCUGCUUCAUUUUUCGCAAAAACAACUCUCCCUAGCCCAACUGUCCCCAGCAGUGAAAAGCCAGGUAGUUCCAAUAUACUCGAAAAACUAAAACUGCUGUCCACUGACUUACCUAAUAAUAAAAAUACAGAGACCGUGUCUGUCUUGUUGAUUUAGGAGUUCGCAGGGAAUACAAAUCAAGACACUCUGGUUAUCCAUAAACUUACAAAACCGAUCAGGGCGCGUUUCAUUCGUUUCCAACCAACAGCCUGGUAUGGUCACAUUUCAAUGAGAGUUGAAGUAUUCGGAUGUAAAGGUACGGUAACUUAGCACUCCAAAAACCUAAGUAAUGUAAAGGUUAUCAGGUCGUCACUUGUUUCCAUCCGCCAAACUGACUUUUUCCUCUCAGUAGCUCUCAAAAGACAUUUCACUUUUCUUAAAUGAAAUUUAUCUGUCUCUUAAAAUUUCUGUUCAUAAAAGUCUAAGUCUCUUCAAUUUUUAAGGAAAAAAAAUUCAGGAAGGCACUAGUAGGAUUCGAUCUCGGACCAUCGGCUCUGCAGUGCAUCACUUUAACUACUACACCACCGGGGAUUUGCUGACAAUGAAUGGUUUGAUUUGAAUAUGUAUAUAGCAACAAACCUAACCCUAACCCUUACUUUGUGUACGAAUCAUUAAUGUGUCAACGUCAGUUUGGCGGAUGGAAAUAACUGUUGACAAGGUUAUCAGUUACACUCUUCACAAUUCUGUUGUAAAUCCAAAAGGUAUUAAGCAAAAGCUAAAGACGCACACCAGCCGAAUGCCCAACCGGCCAAACCUUACCCCAGUUUCCUUAGCAUAAAGAAUACCUAGGAGUAACGCUUUUAUAUUUAGAAAACGAAAACAACUUAUAAGUUCUCUCUUUACAUUUGUUUUCGGGGACAAGGUGUUUCGUCAACUUCCCUUUAAACCAUUUUAGCCCGGUUUACGUUUCUUUCCAAAUGAAUUCCUUCAGUAAAUAAAAAUCACCUAAAGAUAUUUCUUCUCCAAAAAGACACACAAGAACUCAUUAUUUUCAGCAUAAUUAAAAACCAUUACAACCAAAAAAAGCAACAAAACAAACAAAGACGUUUCUACGUCGUCCACAACAAACUACAAUAAUUUAAUACACUCAACCAUCCCAAACGAAGCUAUAUAUAACAGAAAAAAAAAACAAUAAAACUUUUAAUGUCCAGAAUGUCAGGAUGCUCUGGGCAUGGAAAGCGGUGCCAUCUCAAAUGGCCAAGUUCGUGCUUCUACGGAGUGGGAUGCCAAUCAUGCUGCCAUCCAGGCAAGACUCCACUAUAAAACAGUUCCCGGCAAAGCAGGAUCAUGGUCAGCUAAACACAAUAACCUCGGCCAGUGGCUGCAGAUUGAUUUGGGUAAUAGGCACACCAAAGUAACCGGCCUAGCAACGCAAGGCAGAAAUGCAUACGCCCAGUGGGUAAUCAAGUACAAAGUGCAGUACAGUGACGACGGUGUCAACUUUCAAUACUACACGGAGCAAGGACAGGUCGGAAUCAAGGUAAGAUCGUUUUCUACCUGGACACAAACUCUCCUAACCUAAUUAUCGUUCCUUGACAUAUCCACUACGUAAUGUCCACGGGAAAAGCCAAACACCAAGCGCAAAACCAACGCCAAGUUAACAACGUUACUCCUCUAAUCUCCCAUGCUUUUGCACCCGUCCAAAACGCUGCAGUUGCUUCCUUUCUAAGCCUCACAACCUCUUACCCAUACAUAGUUGAAGGAUCUUUUCCAAACAAAGUACACGUUCUACUUUCAGGAGUUUGUUGGAAACGCAGACCAGGACACUGUGGUCUACCACGAGCUCAGCCAUGCAAUCAGAGCGCGCUACAUCCGUUUUAGACCAACAGCUUGGCACGCUCACAUAUCCAUGAGGUUGGAGGUGUAUGGGUGUAAAGGUAACGCUGUAUUUUCGUCACCAAAGUUAGCCUACCACUUUUUGGCACAACCUCCUCCAAACGCGUCAGAAAUUGGCAUCUGUGGCCACAAAACCGAAAACGCCCGCCGCCCGCCCUUCAGAGCCAACAGUUUCCAAGUACAUCAAAAUUUUUGUACCCACUCUUAAAACAGCCCGUGCACAAAAACUGCGUCGUCAAUGGUCCACUCGCUAGCUCCGUAACAAACUCUCCGAACUAUACCGUCUUUCCGCCUUUUAUAUGUCUUGCUCAAACAAAUGGCGCAGCGAUGAUUGUUGUCCAAUUGCAAUUUCGCGCCACAACACAGCUAGCAGGUCGCUUAAUUUAAUGAUCCUUUUGAACUCGACCAACGGUCUCUUUUAUUUCUCAAUGUCCAGAAUGUCAGGAUGCUCUGGGCAUGGAAAGCGGUGCCAUCUCAAAUGGCCAACUUCGUGCUUCUACGGAGUGGGAUGCCAAUCAUGCUGCCAUCCAGGCAAGACUCCACUUUAAAGCAGUUCCCGGCAAAGCAGGAUCAUGGUCAGCUAAACAAAAUAACCUCGGCCAGUGGCUGCAGAUUGAUUUGGGUAAUAAGCACACCAAGGUAACCGGCCUAGCAACGCAAGGCAGAAAUGGAUACGGCCAGUGGGUAACCAAGUACAAAGUGCAGUACAGUGACGACGGUGUCAACUUUCAAUACUACACGGAGCAAGGACAGGUCGGAAUCAAGGUAAGAUCGUUUUCUACCUGGACACAAACUCUCCUAACCUAAUUAUCGUUCCUUGACAUAUCCAAUACGUAAUGUCCACGAGAAAAGCCAAACACCAAGCGCAAAACCAACGCCAAGUUAACAACGUUACUCCUCUAAUCUCCCAUGCUUUUGCACCCGUCCAAAACGCUGCUGUUGCUUCCUUUCUAAGCCUCACAACCUCUUACCCAUACAUAGUUGAAGGAUCUUUUCCAAACAAAGUACACGUUCUACUUUCAGGAGUUUGUUGGAAACGCAGACCAGGACACUGUGGUCUACCACGAGCUCAGCCAUGCAAUCCGAGCGCGCUACAUCCGUUUUAGACCAACAGCUUGGCACGGUCACAUAUCCAUGAGGGUGGAGGUAUAUGGGUGUAAAGGUAACUCUGCAUUUUCGUCACCAAAGUUAGCCUACCACUUUUUGGCACAACCUCCUCCAUACGCGUCAGAAAUUGGCAUCUGUGGCCACAAAACCGAAAACGCCCGCCGCCCGCCCUUCAGAGCCAACAGUUUCCAAGUACAUGAAAAUUUUUGUACCCACUCUUAAAACAGCCCGUGCACAAAAACUGCGUCGUCAAUGGUCCACUCGCUAGCUCCGUAACAAACUCUCCGAACUAUACCGUCUUUCCGCCUUUCAUAAGUCUUGCUCAAACAAAUGGCGCAGCGAUGAUUGUUGUCCAAUUGCAAUUUUGCGCCACAACACAGCUAGCAGGUCGCUUAAUUUAAUGAUCCUUUUGAACUCGACCAACAAUCUUUUUUAUUUCUCAAUGUCCAGAAUGUCAGGAUGCCCUGGGCAUGGAAAGCGGUGCCAUCUCAAAUGGCCAAGUUCGUGCUUCUACGGAGUGGGAUGCCAAUCAUGCUGCCAUCCAGGCAAGACUCCACUUUAAAGCAGUUGCCGGCAAAGCAGGAUCAUGGUCAGCUAAACACAAUAACCUCGGCCAGUGGCUGCAGAUUGAUUUGGGUAAUAGGCACACCAAAGUAACCGGCCUAGCAACGCAAGGCAGAAAUGCAUACGCCCAGUGGGUAACCAAGUACAAAGUGCAGUACAGUGACGACGGUGUCAACUUUCAAUACUACACGGAGCAAGGACAGGUCGGAAUCAAGGUAAGAUCGUUUUCUACCUGGACACAAACUCUCCUAACCUAAUUAUCGUUCCUUGACAUAUCCAAUACGUAAUGUCCACGAGAAAAGCCAAACACCAAGCGCAAAACCAACGCCAAGUUAACAACGUUACUCCUCUAAUCUCCCAUGCUUUUGCACCCGUCCAAAACGCUGCAGUUGCUUCCUUUCUAAGCCUCACAACCUCUUACCUAUACAUAGCUGAAGGAUCUUUUCCAAACAAAGUCCACGUUCUACUUUCAGGAGUUUGUUGGAAACGCAGACCAGGACACUGUGGUCUACCACGAGCUCAGCCAUGCAAUCAGAGCGCGCUACAUCCGUUUUAGACCAACAGCUUGGCACGCUCACAUAUCCAUGAGGGUGGAGGUGUAUGGGUGUAAAGGUAACGCUGUAUUUUCGUCACCAAAGUUAGCCUACCACUUUUUGGCACAGCCUCCUCCAUACGCGUCAGAAAUUGGCAUCUGUGGCCACAAAACCGAAAACGCCCGCCGCCCGCCCUUCAGAGCCAACAGUUUCCAAGUACAUGAAAAUUUUUGUACCCACUCUUAAAACAGCCCGUGCACAAAAACUGCGUCGUCAAUGGUCCACUCGCUAGCUCCGUAACAAACUCUCCGAACUAUACCGUCUUUCCGCCUUUUAUAAGUCUUGCUCAAACAAAUGGCGCAGCGAUGAUUGUUGUCCAAUUGCAAUUUCGCGCCACAACACAGCUAGCAGGUCGCUUAAUUUAAUGAUCCUUUUGAACUCGACCAACGGUCUCUUUUAUUUCUCAAUGUCCAGAAUGUCAGGAUGCUCUGGGCAUGGAAAGCGGUGCCAUCUCAAAUGGCCAACUUCGUGCUUCCACGGAGUGGGAUGCCAAUCAUGCUGCCAUCCAGGCAAGACUCCACUUUAAAGCAGUUCCCGGCAAAGCAGGAUCAUGGUCAGCUAAACACAAUAACCUCGGCCAGUGGCUGCAGAUUGAUUUGGGUAAUAAGCACACCAAGGUAACCGGCCUAACAACGCAAGGCAGAAAUGGAUACGGCCAGUGGGUAACCAAGUACAAAGUGCAGUACAGUGACGACGGUGUCAACUUUCAAUACUACACGGAGCAAGGACAGGUCGGAAUCAAGGUAAGAUCGUUUUCUACCUGGACACAAACUCUCCUAACCUAAUUAUCGUUCCUUGACAUAUCCAAUACGUAAUGUCCACGAGAAAAGCCAAACACCAAGCGCAAAACCAACGCCAAGUUAACAACGCUACUCCUCUAAUCUCCCAUGCUUUUGCACCCGUCCAAAACGCUGCUGUUGCUUCCUUUCUAAGCCUCACAACCUCUUACCUAUACAUAGUUGAAGGAUCUUUUCCAAAAAGAGUCCACGUUCUACUUUCAGGAGUUUGUUGGAAACGCAGACCAGGACACUGUGGUCUACCACCAUCUCAGCCAUGCAAUCCGAGCGCGCUACAUCCGUUUUAGACCAACAGCUUGGCACGGUCACAUAUCCAUGAGGGUGGAGGUAUAUGGGUGUAAAGGUAACUCUGCAUUUUCGUCACCAAAGUUAGCCUACGACUUUUUGGCACACCUCCUCCAUACGCGUCAAAAUUGGCAUCUGUGGCCACAAAACCGAAAACGCCCGCCGCCCGCCCUUCAGAGCCAACAGUUUCCAAGUACAUGAAAAUUUUUGUACCCACUCUUAAAACAGCCCGUGCACAAAAACUGCGUCGUCAAUGGUCCACUCGCUAGCUCCGUAACAAACUCUCCGAACUAUACCGGCUUUCCGCCUUUUAUAAGUCUUGCUCAAACAAAUGGCGCAGCGAUGAUUGUUGUCCAAUUGCAAUUUCGCGCCACAACACAGCUAGCAGGUCACUUAAUUUAAUGAUCCUUUUGAACUCGACCAACCGUCUGUUUUAUUUCUCAAGGUGCAGAAUGUCGGGAUGCUCUUGGCAUGGAAAGCGGUGCCAUCUCAAAUGGUAAAGUUCGUGCUUCUACGGAGUGGGAUGCCAAUCAUGCUGCCAUCCAGGCAAGACUCCACUUUAAAGCAGGUUCCGGCAAAGCAGGAUCAUGGUCAGCUAGACACAAUAACCUCGGCCAGUGGCUGCAGAUUGAUUUGGGUAAUAAGCACAUCAAGGUAACCGGCCUAGCAACGCAAGGCAGAAAUCGAUACGCCCAGUGGGUAACCAAGUACAAAGUGCAGUACAGUAACGACGGUGUCAACUUUCAAUACUACACGGAGAAGGGAAAGCUCGGAAUCAAGGUAAGAUCGUUUUCUCCCUGGACAGAAACUCUCCUAACCUAAUUAUCGUUCCUUGACCUAUCCACUACGUAAUGUCGACGGCAAAAGCCAAACACCAAGCGCCAAACCAACGCCAAGUUAACAACGUUACUCCUCUAAUCUCCCGUGCUUUUGCACCCGUCCAAAAUGGUGCUGUUGCUUCCUUUCUAAGCCUCACAACCUCUUACCUAUACAUAGUUGAAGGAUCUUUUCCAAAAAGAGUCCACGUUCUACUUUCAGGAGUUUGUUGGAAACGCAGACCAGGACACUGUGGUCUACCACCAUCUCAGCCAUGCAAUCCGAGCGCGCUACAUCCGUUUUAGACCAACAGCUUGGCACGGUCACAUAUCCAUGAGGGUGGAGGUAUAUGGGUGUAAAGGUAACUCUGCAUUUUCGUCACCAAAGUUAGCCUACGACUUUUUGGCAGAACCCCCUCCAUACGCGUCAGAAAUGGGCACCUCUGGCCACAAAACCGAAACCGCCCGCCCCCCGCCGUUCAGAGCCAACAGUUUCCAAGUACAUGAAAAUUUUUGUACCCACUCUUAAAACAGCCCGUGCACAAAAACUGCGUCGUCAAUGGUCCACUCGCUAGCUCCGUAACAAACUCUCCGAACUAUACCGUCUUUCCGCCUUUUAUAAGUCUUGCUCAAACAAAUGGCGCAGCGAUGAUUGUUGUCCAAUUGCAAUUUCGCGCCACAACACAGCUAGCAGGUCGCUUAAUUUAAUGAUCCUUUUGAACUCGACCAACGGUCUCUUUUAUUUCUCAAUGUCCAGAAUGUCAGGAUGCUCUGGGCAUGGAAAGCGGUGCCAUCUCAAAUGGCCAACUUCGUGCUUCUACGGAGUGGGAUGCCAAUCAUGCUGCCAUCCAGGCAAGACUCCACUUUAAAGCAGUUCCCGGCAAGGCAGGAUCAUGGUCAGCUAAACACAAUAACCUCGGCCAGUGGCUGCAGAUUGAUUUGGGUAAUAGGCACACCAAGGUAACGGGCCUAGCAACACAAGGCAGAAAUGGAUACGGCCAGUGGGUAACCAAGUACAAAGUGCAGUACAGUGACGACGGUGUCAACUUUCAAUACUACACGGAGCAAGGACAGGUCGGAAUCAAGGUAAGAUCGUUUUCUACCUGGACACAAACUCUCCUAACCUAAUUAUCGUUCCUUGACAUAUCCAAUACGUAAUGUCCACGAGAAAAGCCAAACACCAAGCGCAAAACCAACGCCAAGUUAACAACGUUACUCCUCUAAUCUCCCAUGCUUUUGCACCCGUCCAAAACGCUGCUGUUGCUUCCUUUCUAAGCCUCACAACCUCUUACCUAUACAUAGCUGAAGGAUCUUUUCCAAACAAAGUCCACGUUCUACUUUCAGGAGUUUGUUGGAAACGCAGACCAGGACACUGUGGUCUACCACGAGCUCAGCCAUGCAAUCAGAGCGCGCUACAUCCGUUUUAGACCAACAGCUUGGCACGCUCACAUAUCCAUGAGGGUGGAGGUGUAUGGGUGUAAAGGUAACGCUGUAUUUUCGUCACCAAAGUUAGCCUACCACUUUUUGGGACAGCCUCCUCCAUAUGCGUCAAAAAUUGGCGCCUGUGGCCACAAAACUCAAUACGCCCGUCGUUGAGAUCCAACAGUUUUUCAGUAUAUGAAAAAUUUGUACCCACUCUUACAACAGCCUGUGCACAGAAACUGCGUGGUGAGUUGUUUACUCGCUAGCUUUGUAGCAAACUUUCCGAACUAUACUGGCUUUCCGUCUUUUAUAAGUCUUGUUCAAAGAAAUGGCUCAGCGAUGAUUGUUGUCCAGUUGCAAUUUUGCGCCACAACACGGCUAGCAGGUCGCUUAAUUUAAUGAUCCUUUUGAACUCGACCAACCGUCUGUUUUAUUUCUCAAGGUGCAGAAUGUCGGGAUGCUCUUGGCAUGGAAAGCGGUGCCAUCUCAAAUGGCCAACUUCGUGCUUCUACGGAGUGGGAUGCCAAUCAUGCUGCCAUCCAGGCAAGACUCCACUUUAAAGCAGUUCCCGGCAAAGCAGGAUCAUGGUCAGCUAAACACAAUAACCUCGGCCAGUGGCUGCAGAUUGAUUUGGGUAAUAAGCACACCAAGGUAACCGGCCUAGCAACGCAAGGCAGAAAUGGAUACGGCCAGUGGGUAACCAAGUACAAAGUGCAGUACAGUGACGACGGUGUCAACUUUCAAUACUACACGGAGCAAGGACAGGUCGGAAUCAAGGUAAGAUCGUUUUCUACCUGGACACAAACUCUCCUAACCUAAUUAUCGUUCCUUGACAUAUCCAAUACGUAAUGUCCACGAGAAAAGCCAAACACCAAGCGCAAAACCAACGCCAAGUUAACAACGUUACUCCUCUAAUCUCCCAUGCUUUUGCACCCGUCCAAAACGCUGCUGUUGCUUCCUUUCUAAGCCUCACAACCUCUUACCUAUACAUAGUUGAAGGAUCUUUUCCAAACAAAGUCCACCUUCUACUUUCAGGAGUUUGUUGGAAACGCAGACCAGGACACUGUGGUCUACCACGAGCUCAGCCAUGCAAUCAGAGCGCGCUACAUCCGUUUUAGACCAACAGCUUGGCACGCUCACAUAUCCAUGAGGGUGGAGGUGUAUGGGUGUAAAGGUAACGCUGUAUUUUCGUCACCAAAGUUAGCCUACCACUUUUUGGCAGAACCCCCUCCAUACGCGUCAGAAAUGGGCACCUCUGGCCACAAAACCGAAACCGCCCGCCCCCCGCCGUUUAGAUCAAACAGUUUCUAAGUACACCAAAAUUUUUGUACCCACUCUUACAACAGCCCGUGCAAAGAAACUGCGUCGUCAGUGGUCCACUCGCUAGUUCCGUAACAAACUCUCCGAACUAUACCGGCUUUCCGCCUUUUGUAAGUCUUGUUCAAAGAAAUGGCUCAGCGAUGAUUGUUGUCCAGUUGCAAUUUUGCGCCACAACACGGCUAGCAGGUCGCUUAAUUUAAUGAUCCUUUUGAACUCGACCAACCGUCUGUUUUAUUUCUCAAGGUGCAGAAUGUCGGGAUGCUCUUGGCAUGGAAAGCGGUGCCAUCUCAAAUGGUAAAGUUCGUGCUUCUACGGAGUGGGAUGCCAAUCAUGCUGCCAUCCAGGCAAGACUCCACUUUAAAGCAGGUUCCGGCAAAGCAGGAUCAUGGUCAGCUAGACACAAUAACCUCGGCCAGUGGCUGCAGAUUGAUUUGGGUAAUAAGCACAUCAAGGUAACCGGCCUAGCAACGCAAGGCAGAAAUCGAUACGCCCAGUGGGUAACCAAGUACAAAGUGCAGUACAGUAACGACGGUGUCAACUUUCAAUACUACACGGAGAAGGGAAAGCUCGGAAUCAAGGUAAGAUCGUUUUCUCCCUGGACAGAAACUCUCCUAACCUAAUUAUCGUUCCUUGACCUAUCCACUACGUAAUGUCGACGGCAAAAGCCAAACACCAAGCGCCAAACCAACGCCAAGUUAACAACGUUACUCCUCUAAUCUCCCGUGCUUUUGCACCAGUCCAAAAUGCUGCUGUUGCUUCCUUUCUAAGCCUCACAACCUCUUACCUAUACAUAGUUGAAGGAUCUUUUCCAAAAAGAGUCCACGUUCUACUUUCAGGAGUUUGUUGGAAACGCAGACCAGGACACUGUGGUCUACCACCAUCUCAGCCAUGCAAUCCGAGCGCGCUACAUCCGUUUUAGACCAACAGCUUGGCACGGUCACAUAUCCAUGAGGGUGGAGGUAUAUGGGUGUAAAGGUAACUCUGCAUUUUCGUCACCAAAGUUAGCCUACGACUUUUUGGCAGAACCCCCUCCAUACGCGUCAGAAAUGGGCACCUCUGGCCACAAAACCGAAACCGCCCGCCCCCCGCCGUUUAGAUCAAACAGUUUCUAAGUACACCAAAAUUUUUGUACCCACUCUUACAACAGCCCGUGCAAAGAAACUGCGUCGUCAGUGGUCCACUCGCUAGUUCCGUAACAAACUCUCCGAACUAUACCGGCUUUCCGCCUUUUGUAAGUCUUGUUCAAAGAAAUGGCUCAGCGAUGAUUGUUGUCCAGUUGCAAUUUUGCGCCACAACACGGCUAGCAGGUCGCUUAAUUUAAUGAUCCUUUUGAACUCGACCAACCGUCUGUUUUUAUUUCUCAAGGUGCAGAAUGUCGGGAUGCUCUUGGCAUGGAAAGUGGUGCCAUCUCAAAUGGUAAAGUUCGUGCUUCUACGGAGUGGGAUGCCAAUCAUGCUGCCAUCCAGGCAAGACUCCACUUUAAAGCAGGUUCCGGCAAAGCAGGAUCAUGGUCAGCUAGACACAAUAACCUCGGCCAGUGGCUGCAGAUUGAUUUGGGUAAUAAGCACAUCAAGGUAACCGGCCUAGCAACGCAAGGCAGAAAUCGAUACGCCCAGUGGGUAACCAAGUACAAAGUGCAGUACAGUAACGACGGUGUCAACUUUCAAUACUACACGGAGCAAGGACAGGUCGGAAUCAAGGUAAGAUCGUUUUCUACCUGGACACAAACUCUCCUAACCUAAUUAUCGUUCCUUGAAAUAUCCACUACGUAAUGUCCACGGCAAAAGCCAAACACCAAGCGCAAAACCAACGCCAAGUUAACAACAAUACUCCUCUAAUCUCCCAUGCUUUUUCACCAGUCCAAAACGCUGCUGUUGCUUCCUUUCUAAGCCUCACAACCUCUUACCUAUACAUAGUUGAAGGAUCUUUUCCAAAAAGAGUCCACGUUCUACUUUCAGGAGUUUGUUGGAAACGCAGACCAGGACACUGUGGUCUACCACCAUCUCAGCCAUGCAAUCCGAGCGCGCUACAUCCGUUUUAGACCAACAGCUUGGCACGGUCACAUAUCCAUGAGGGUGGAGGUAUAUGGGUGUAAAGGUAACUCUGCAUUUUCGUCACCAAAGUUAGCCUACGACUUUUUGGCAGAACCCCCUCCAUACGCGUCAGAAAUUGGCACUUCUGGCCACAAAACCGAAACCGCCCGCCCCCCGCCGUUUAGAUCAAACAGUUUCUAAGUACCCCAAAAUUUUUGUACCCACUCUUACAACAGCCCGUGCAAAGAAACUGCGUCGUCAGUGGUCCACUCGCUAGUUCCGUAACAAACUCUCCGAACUACACCGUCUUUCCGCCAUUUAUAAGUCUUGCUCAAACAAAUGGCGCAGCGAUGAUUGUUGUCCAGUUGCAAUUUUGCGCCACAACACGGCUAGCAGGUCGCUUAAUUUAAUGAUCCUUUUGAACUCGACCAACCGUCUGUUUUAUUUCUCAAGGUGCAGAAUGUCGGGAUGCUCUUGGCAUGGAAAGUGGUGCCAUCUCAAAUGGUAAAGUUCGUGCUUCUACGGAGUGGGAUGCCAAUCAUGCUGCCAUCCAGGCAAGACUCCACUUUAAAGCAGUUGCCGGCAAAGCAGGAUCAUGGUCAGCUAAACACAAUAACCUCGGCCAGUGGCUGCAGAUUGAUUUGGGUAAUAGGCACACCAAAGUAACCGGCCUAGCAACGCAAGGCAGAAAUGCAUACGCCCAGUGGGUAACCAAGUACAAAGUGCAGUACAGUGACGACGGUGUCAACUUUCAAUACUACACGGAGCAAGGACAGGUCGGAAUCAAGGUAAGAUCGUUUUCUACCUGGACACAAACUCUCCUAACCUAAUUAUCGUUCCUUGAAAUAUCCACUACGUAAUGUCCACGGCAAAAAGCCAAACACCAAGCGCAAAACCAACGCCAAGUUAACAACAAUACUCCUCUAAUCUCCCAUGCUUUUUCACCAGUCCAAAACGCUGCUGUUGCUUCCUUUCUAAGCCUCACAACCUCUUACCUAUACAUAGUACAAGGAUCUUUUCCAAACAAAGUCCACGUUCUACUUUCAGGAGUUUGUUGGAAACGCAGACCAGGACACUGUGGUCUACCACGAGCUCAGCCAUGCAAUCAGAGCGCGCUACAUCCGAUUUAGACCAACGGCUUGGCACCGUCACAUAUCCAUGAGGGUGGAGGUGUAUGGGUGUAAAGGUAACGCUGCAUUUUCGUCACCAAAGUUACCCUACCACUUUUUGGCAGAACCUCCUCCAUACGCGUCAAAAAUUGGCACGUGUUGCCGCAAAACCGAAAACGCCCGCCGCCCGCCGUUCACAUCCAACAGUUUCUAAGUACAUGAAAAGUUUUGUACCCACUCUUAAAACAGCCCGUGCACAGAAACUGCGUCCUCAGUGGUCCACUCGCUAGUUCCGUAACAAUCUCUCCGAACUACACCGUCUUUCCGCCAUUUAUAAGUCUUGCUCAAACAAAUGGCACAGCGAUGAUUGUUGUCCAGUUGCAAUUUUGCGCCACAACACGGCUAGCAGGUCGCUUAAUUUAAUGAUCCUUUUGAACUCGACCAACGGUCUUUUUUAUUUCUCAAUGUCCAGAAUGUCAGGAUGCUCUGGGCAUGGAAAGCGGUGCCAUCUCAAAUGGCCAAGUUCGUGCUUCUACGGAGUGGGAUGCCAAUCAUGCUGCCAUCCAGGCAAGACUCCACUUUAAAGCAGUUGCCGGCAAAGCAGGAUCAUGGUCAGCUAAACACAAUAACCUCGGCCAGUGGCUGCAGAUUGAUUUGGGUAAUAGGCACACCAAAGUAACCGGCCUAGCAACGCAAGGCAGAAAUGCAUACGCCCAGUGGGUAACCAAGUACAAAGUGCAGUACAGUGACGACGGUGUCAACUUUCAAUACUACACGGAGCAAGGACAGGUCGGAAUCAAGGUAAGAUCGUUUUCUACCUGGACACAAACUCUCCUAACCUAAUUAUCGUUCCUUGAAAUAUCCACUACGUAAUGUCCACGGCAAAAAGCCAAACACCAAGCGCAAAACCAACGCCAAGUUAACAACAAUACUCCUCUAAUCUCCCAUGCUUUUUCACCAGUCCAAAACGCUGCUGUUGCUUCCUUUCUAAGCCUCACAACCUCUUACCUAUACAUAGUACAAGGAUCUUUUCCAAACAAAGUCCACGUUCUACUUUCAGGAGUUUGUUGGAAACGCAGACCAGGACACUGUGGUCUACCACGAGCUCAGCCAUGCAAUCAGAGCGCGCUACAUCCGAUUUAGACCAACGGCUUGGCACCGUCACAUAUCCAUGAGGGUGGAGGUGUAUGGGUGUAAAGGUAACGCUGCAUUUUCGUCACCAAAGUUACCCUACCACUUUUUGGCAGAACCUCCUCCAUACGCGUCAAAAAUUGGCACGUGUUGCCGCAAAACCGAAAACGCCCGCCGCCCGCCGUUCACAUCCAACAGUUUCUAAGUACAUGAAAAGUUUUGUACCCACUCUUACAACAGCCCGUGCACAGAAACUGCGUCCUCAGUGGUCCACUCGCUAGUUCCGUAACAAUCUCUCCGAACUACACCGUCUUUCCGCCAUUUAUAAGUCUUGCUCAAAGAAAUGGCACAGCGAUGAUUGUUGUCCAAUUGCAAUUUCGCGCCACAACACAGCUAGCAGGUCGCUUAAUUUAAUGAUCCUUUUGAACUCGACCAACGGUCUUUUUUAUUUCUCAAUGUCCAGAAUGUCAGGAUGCUCUGGGCAUGGAAAGCGGUGCCAUCUCAAAUGGCCAAGUUCGUGCUUCUACGGGUGGGAUGCCAAUCAUGCUGCCAUCCAGGCAAGACUCCACUUUAAAGCAGUUGCCGGCAAAGCAGGAUCAUGGUCAGCUAAACACAAUAACCUCGGCCAGUGGCUGCAGAUUGAUUUGGGUAAUAGGCACACCAAAGUAA
This is a messenger RNA of Porites lobata, 23770 nucleotides long. The record is from the annotation of a GenBank genome assembly. Lineage: Eukaryota; Metazoa; Cnidaria; Anthozoa; Scleractinia; Poritidae.